AGUGAGUCAUUUUGGCGCCGUCAUUGUUCCGUCGUCCCACUUGUGAAGGAAGAGCCAGGCAGAAAGGCUCGAAAGGCACAGACAUGCUCCCGCUGUCAAACAAUUAUGUAUCCAGGACCCGAGAACUCGCCCCUCAACCACAAGAAGGGGUAUUGCGCAGAUGGUGUCAAGCAGUCCUCCAAGGCUGCCGGCGAGGAACUGCCUCCCUGGCCUCAGCCACGAGGAAUCUUCUCUGAGGGCCGAACAUUCCACCCUCACGUGUUCCUGUUGACGGUCCAGCGCGUCUACGAGCACGUCUUCAUGCAGGGACCAGGAGAGACGGACCUGCUCGAGACCGAAGCAUUUUCGAAGCUGCUGAUUUCAUGCACCGAGGUUCACGAGUCGGAUAACAUGGUGCUUUUUCAACUGUUCAAGGGUUUCGUCACUGACCCAACCACUCCCCGCGACCGGAUUGUCUCUCGCAACGGUGAGGAGUGGCUGAGGAUUAACUACCUGCAGCAGUAA
Molecule: messenger RNA, 504 nt
Organism: Suillus fuscotomentosus
Lineage: Eukaryota; Fungi; Basidiomycota; Agaricomycetes; Boletales; Suillaceae
Exons: 2
Source: RefSeq, a predicted model, not a curated record